Messenger RNA from Eublepharis macularius, 3411 nucleotides. RefSeq names its product TBC1 domain family member 10A (gene TBC1D10A). NCBI's taxonomy places the organism in Eukaryota, Metazoa, Chordata, Lepidosauria, Squamata, Eublepharidae. The record is from RefSeq and is a predicted model, not a curated record. The transcript has 9 exons. The coding region runs from base 78 to 1547 and encodes 489 amino acids.
CUCCCGGCGGGUGGCGGUGGCGCCGGCUCGGCUUCCUCCUCUCCGCCGCCGCCGCCGCUGCCGCUGAGGGGCCGGUCAUGGCCAAGAGCCGCGGCGGCCCAGCAGCAGCAGCAGGAGGGGUCGCCCUGGGCUCGGCCGACGGGAUGGCAGCGCCGCCAGACGCCCCCGCCUCGCAGGCGGCCGAGAUGGACGCGGAGCGGCGGCUGGACGGCGACUCGCGGAGCUCAGGGGGCGGCAGCGAGGGCGGCGAGCGGCAGGUCGACAGGUUCGGCUUCAUCGUGCCCGAGGGCGACGAGCCCGACAAGGAGACGCGGGAUGAGGUGGUGCCGCUGGAGAAGCUAAGGCAGAGAGAAUCCAAGUGGCUGGACAUGCUCAACAACUGGGACAAGUGGAUGGCUAAGAAGCACAAAAAGAUCCGAUUGAGAUGCCAGAAGGGGAUCCCACCAUCUUUGAGGGGUCGGGCAUGGCAGUACCUUUCAGGAGGCAAAGUCAAGUUGGAGCAGAAUCCUGGCAAGUUUGAUGAGCUGGAUGUGGCCCCAGGGGAUCCCAAAUGGGUGGAUGUAAUCGAACGAGAUCUCCAUAGGCAGUUUCCAUUCCAUGAAAUGUUUGUUGCUCGUGGAGGCCACGGGCAACAAGACUUGUUCCGUGUGCUGAAGGCCUACACGCUGUAUCGGCCGGAGGAGGGCUACUGCCAGGCCCAGGCACCAAUUGCUGCAGUCUUGCUGAUGAAUAUGCCUGCAGAGCAAGCUUUUUGGUGCCUUGUACAGAUUUGUGAGAAGUACCUUCCUGGUUACUACAGUGAGAAGUUGGAGGCUAUCCAACUGGAUGGGGAGAUCCUCUUCUCACUGCUGCAGAGGGUCUCACCUGUGGCUUAUAAACACCUGAGCAAGCAGAAGAUUGACCCCAUCCUGUACAUGACAGAAUGGUUCAUGUGUGCGUUCUCCAGGACCUUACCGUGGAGCUCUGUGUUGCGUGUCUGGGACAUGUUUUUCUGUGAAGGGGUUAAGAUCAUCUUCCGAGUGGGCCUCGUGCUGCUGAAACACACCCUGGGUUCUUCUGCAGAGCUCAAAUCAUGUCAGGGGCAGUAUGAGACCGUGGAGCGGCUGCGGACGAUAAACCCCCAGAUCAUGCAGGAGACCUUCCUUGUGCAAGAGAUCAUAGAGUUGCCAGUGACAGAGCGCCACAUAGAGCGAGAGCACCUGAUCCAGCUGAAGAAAUGGAAGGAGACCCAUGGGGAGCUGCAGUGCAAAUCCCCACCCCGUUUCCACGGCGCCAAAGCCAUCAGUGACUCCGAGCCUUAUCCCCGCAAGGCCUUGGAGCCCUCUCCUUCCAUCAUCCUCCCACCUGACUCCAGGCUCUCGCCCAAGGGUCGCAAGGGCAAAUUGCCAAAAGGAGACAAGAAACGGGACCGAGGAAAGGGCCGCCUGGCCAACGGGCCCAUCCCUGAAGAGAAUGGAACUCAGAGUUCGCUGGAGCCAGAGGCCUCUUCCCUCCACCAGUCAAAGGAGAGUUUCAGUUCCCAAGAAAGCGAGGACACCUACCUGUAAACACAAUGGCUGCACAUUCCAGACUCCUGGCUUGGUCCAAAGCAGCUGGGUCUAAGUUGCCCCUGUGGCCAGACUCUGGAGCCAUGGUAAUGGGUUGGGCAACUGGGAAGCUGGGGGCAGCUAGUGCCUUGGGGCACUUGGGGAAAGCUAGGUAAGGGCUUUUCUCCAUGAGUCUUAAUUUUGUGCCACAUGCAGCCCAGUGGCCAAUAGACAAGCCAAAUAUGCUUUGGGUAUCUCAUUAGGAAGAGAUACUUGCAGCUGUCUCCUGCUAUUGCGUUCUUCACUGGUGGGAGUCCAGUGUUUGAUUGGCAUGAAUCAUGCAGAUAUAGAACACAGUUUUGCCACACACCCACCAUUACCUGUGAAAGUAUUGCUCAAUCAGCACAGUUCUCAUGGCUGAGACAAUGAAUGCACAUUCCACAGUGCAUUCUGGGAACUGGUGGAGGCUGAGUUGCUGGCCAUAUCCACUAGUGUAGGACAUCUGUCUCAGUGAAUAGGCUACAUCCAUUCCUUGACCUCUUGGCAAGAUUGCCAUUGAAGGGUCCUUUUUUAGGUCAGUUGAGGCUGCUGAAGCUCUCUAGUUCUUGCAUUCCCAUCCCAAGUCAUAGGGGCGGCAGUGCUGCUCUCAGUUGUUACUCUCCUGUUACCAUACAGAUGAGUUUUCCUGCUGGCACUUCUUCCAUUUUAGGCUUCCAGUUGAGCCAGUUUGUCCUUCCCUCAUCUGAAUGGUAGCUUGAUGUUUUCUAUUCCUUGCUGUUAGUUGGACUUGGAAUCCAACAGACCUGGAGGACCCCUCAUUUCCACAGCUGCUUGGGCAUUUCUGCCCUACACGUAGGAACAAUCAGGUGGUUUGACAUUUUUUUUUUUUGGCUGAAGUGACCAAUUAAGAUCCUUGUCUCUUAGAUGAGGAAGGAGCUGAUUAAUUUCAGCUGACAGCAGGGGUUGAUAAAAGGGCAGAGAACCGAUUAGCGGCAUAGUUGCCUAUCCUGGUUCUCUUGUGAGCUAUGCUGAAUUAAGACUUCGGAUGCUGAAUCCACCAGCCACUUACAGACCAGUUUCUUUUGUAGAAAUAAUUGUUGCAGGAAUCAGAUAUGUGCACCAUGUUACGGGUGAUUUUGAGUUGGGGCAAGGCAUACUUGAUGUACGCCUUGGCUUGAAUUUAUAUAUAUAUAUUAGGCUUCAACUCUGGAUCUGGUGCUAGGAUUUCGCCAGGAAUAGGACGGCCCAUUUACAGGACACUAAAGUAACUUCCUUUGCCCACCCACUACAGGGUGCUCCUCUCCUGGUCUUCAGAAGGUGGCAGCAGUAUUAAGUCAACCCUCUUCUUUGCCUCUUGCCCAUUUUAUCUUUGAUAAAUGUAAAGCUGAACCCUGAUAGGCUGGUGGGAAAGGGUAUCCCUUGUUGCAGCUUGUGAAGCUGUGCUUAUUAUUAAAACUGCAAGCUGCUGAAUGUAGUGCUUUGUUGCAGUCCACCUUCCCUCUAGCCCAUUGCAGGCUCAGGUUGGGAUUUCCCAUUUUACAGAUUGAAGCAGUAGCCAGCAUUUACAUCCAAGAUAUACUGAGCAGAGUCUUGGGAUCUUUUUCUGAGAUUCAUUGAGGAGGCUCAGGAAUAAUGUUUCUCCCCCUUCCUGUCCCCCUCCCCCAUUUAUGGCUGGAACGAACAUCCAGAAGGGGCGGGGGCAGUUUUCCUUGCUGCUGCCAUUUCUGAUGGUUGCACUCUUAACACGGGGUGGGAGACUGUCCUUUCUCCACUUAUUGCCAGGUUAUGACUGACAGGUGGUCUCUGUGUUUGGGUUCUUUUUAAAAACAAAAAUCAGUAGCUAUAAAAGUUUUGUACAAGCUAAAUAAACCAGAAUUAUGUAAAA